Cataglyphis hispanica is the source of this 2273-nucleotide messenger RNA. RefSeq lists its product as uncharacterized. The record is from RefSeq and is a predicted model, not a curated record. The transcript has 5 exons. NCBI's taxonomy places the organism in Eukaryota, Metazoa, Arthropoda, Insecta, Hymenoptera, Formicidae. The coding region runs from base 138 to 1364 and encodes 408 amino acids.
GGUGGCUCUCGCCAAGUCACAUCCCCGUCGUCGAAAGGCUCCUUUUACGUGGCCGACUAUAAAGUUGUUCUGGUAACCGCGCGCCCGCCUCAGAAACACUCCACCCUCGAACGAGUAGCUCGACCAGCUUUCUCGCCAUGAAAGUGCAUGUUUUAUUGUUGAUGGCACUUCCUAUGUGCCUGGCUGAAUUCUCAAUCCAGGGACCUAGCGACGGGCAUCGACGGGCCCAGGGUCUUAAGUUCAGUGAGGAGAAAGGAAUCGAAUACACAGAUGCAAGCGAAGGAGGGGGUGCUGGAGAUUUUACCAUUCAAGGGGCGACCGACGGUAACAGCAAUUUUAGAAUCCAAGGUGCUACCGAUGGGCACUCGAACUUUGAGAUUCAAGGGCCCACGCACGGUGGAGCGGCUACUUAUAAUAUACAAGGGGCGACCGAUGGACACAGCCAGUCCGUAAUUCAGGGACCUUACGAUGCUAAUCAGGGUAACGCGAAGGCGCUCGAAUAUAACGAUCCUAGCGGUUACAGAGUAAAUUGGAGAUCGUACGACCGUCAAUCGCGUCCGCAAGCGCAGACGGAAACGCAGUACGCAACUCAAGCCGCGGCACCAAUUCAGCACGCCGCACCUCGACAGCGAGCGUAUCGGCCGCAACCGCAACCGCAAUCGCAACCGCAGCCGCAGCCGCAAGCACAGGCCGCUCCACAGUACAAGCCUUACUCCAAUGCACCUCAGCAAAUCCAGCAGCUGCUGCAGUUCCAACAGCAAAUUCCAUACAUCAAUAUAAUUCCGGAACCGUACAGAUUCGACGAAGCGGCCGCUGUGCAGGCUCAGUCCCAGCAGGUCCGAGAGCAUCUCCGGCAGUUGGCUCAGGAAGCCGCGGCUGCGCCCGCACCAGUGCCGGUAUCGGCGCCCGCGUAUGCGCCGGACCGGCGUCCCAAGUCGCGUGGUCAAUCGAGAAGUAAACGUCAAACGCAUCCUCAACAACAGCAGCAGCAGUACCGCAGGAUAUCCCAGCCGCCCGUGGAACCGCAGCCACAGUAUUCGACCAAUCUGCCGUCCCAUCUCCGCGAAUUGCUCAGAUAUCAGGCGCAGACGCCGUACAACAUCAUCGCCAACCAGAUCGUGUACCGUCCGGAUAAACCGUACGUACCCCAUCGCGUGGACCCGCCGCAGCAGCAACCGAUACAGCAAGCGCAGUAUCAAGGUCAGGGUGGCGCUUAUCAGACUCAAGGUAAUCCGUACACGCAGGCUCGUGUACAACCCGCGUAUGAUCCGAGCCAGCAGUAUCAGCAGUCUGGCUACAAUCAACAACUUGGGUAUAAUCAACAGCAGUCUGGCAUACGACCCGUCUCUGAGAAUCAGUACUGAUUGUUUCGAUCGACUGUAUACAGUGAUUACUGUGCUUUGUUUUUAUCGGCAGAGAGAAAUGGAAGCUUAAUUUGAGAAGGAGACUGAGUUUCAAUUUGUAAUGCAAAUUAUAUGACUGCAUUUUUUAAUUAUUUAUAAUUAUUAAAACAAGAUUUUUUAAUUAAUCCUGAAGGGGAGCAAAAAAAUAUUUUUAUUUUCGAGGUGUGUGUUUGUUAAUUUUAUUAAAAAAAAAUUAUAAACACAAUAUUUUUUAUAUACAGCAAAUGAGAUUUAAUGGAAAUUAAUACUUUGAAAUGUUCUAAAAAAGUUUUGCUUGGUCUUGCUAGAAUAAAGGCGUGGUACGAGAAAAAUGAUCUACUUAAUAUAAUAAAUGUUAAUAAUACAGAUAUCUAUGUUUAAAUGAUACGAUAAUUAAUGCAAUGUGAGAAUCUUAGUUUAUUACCGUUCAAGUUUAACAUUAUAUGAAAUAAACAUAUAUAUAACUUUUUUUAUUUUUUUUUAAUUUUAUCAAAACUUUAUGAAGUUUUGAGAGAAAUGUUAAGAUUAUUUUACUUUUCUUUUAUUCGACUUGUGAAAAAUAAUGUGCGAAAGCGUUCCACCUCGCGGCCUUCAAUAUUCCAUGAACCUGUACUCGAGAAAGUAUAUUUUUACCGUGUGAACGACCGGAAGUCUCGAUAUAUCGAGACUGAGAUAUAACGCGUAUACCGUUCGAGAAUCAAUUUUUUUUUUUCUUGCACAAUGAAAGGAGAGUGCAAUGGCAAAGCCAAUCGUUGCACACGAAUGCAUCAAUAUACUGAUACGAAUUCCAAUAUAUAAGUAUGUACGAUGUAGAAAUAUAUUAUAAGAGUUUAUAUAUGUUUUUUUUACAUCUUUGAAUAAAACAUUUACGGAUAUACUUUUUUUCCCAAA